This is a messenger RNA of Oncorhynchus keta (chum salmon), 3964 nucleotides long. RefSeq names its product interferon alpha/beta receptor 1a. Lineage: Eukaryota; Metazoa; Chordata; Actinopteri; Salmoniformes; Salmonidae. The transcript has 7 exons. Gene Ontology annotation, molecular function: protein binding. The record is from RefSeq and is a predicted model, not a curated record. The coding region runs from base 162 to 1379 and encodes 405 amino acids.
CAUAUCGGUUUGUUUAUCCGGUGAUGUUCCCUUGAACCGGGACCAAAUCAACGGGCCACAGCAACUAAAGCUGGGAGUGGGGAAAUGAACGAUCUGUGAAGGUAUUUUUUGGGGGGGGGAAACGUACCGUUGGAUUACUUGUUAAAUAAUCAUUAUUCAUCAUGAAGGUGGGCUUUGCACUCGUUCUCCUCUGGUCUCUCCCAAUAACCAAUGUGCUUGCAGAGCUGCCUCAACCUCAGAACCUGACUCUGCUCACCCAGAACACACAGUAUGUACUGACGUGGGACUGGGACCAGACGACCACAGGCAACUCUGUUACCUUCACUGUAGAGUACAUGGCGAAGUACAAGAUGAAGAUGAAGAAGAAGAACUGGAGCCGUGUGUGUGAAAGGACCACACGCACCCACUGUGACCUCACAGGUUCUGAUCUGCACUACCUGGGAAUGUACGUGCUCCGAGUCCGAGCCAGCGCCGACGGAGUCAACUCGGACUGGGUCAACAAAGACUUCUGUCCUGAUAUCGAUGCUUCGUUGGGCCCACCGUCCAGGGUGGAGAUGGCUCCUGUGGGGAACCUGCUGGACGUGACCAUCUCUGACCCCGUGACCAGCACCCAGCACUCCAUGAAGGAACACGUCCUCUACCUGUACUACCGCAUCCUGUACUGGAGCCGCUCUGAUGACCCUCAGGGUCUGAAGCCUAAAGUGUUGGACUCUAGCAACAACCUGGUGACGCUGCCUGAGCUGGAGGCCUGGACGUGGUACUGUGUCAUGAUCCAGUCUCGCUACGACUACUACAACAAGACUAGCAGCUACACAGGACCCCAGUGCAUGCAGACGGAGGGUGACACCCCGUACUGGCAGAUCUUCCUGUACUUCCUGGUCUCCAUGAUGGUGUGUUUCCUGCUCGUGUUGCUUCCCUCCUACGCCUUCUUCAGGUUCUACAGAGUCCUCAAAAACACCUUUUACCCUUCUAUCCAGCUGCCUGCACACAUCCAGGAGUACCUCUGUGACUCCUCCCCUGGCUCUGACAUGCCCCGCCUCCUCACUGCUGAUUCAGAGGCGGAGCUGUGCUGUGAUAAGCUGACCAUCUGUCCUGAGGUGGUGCUACUGGAAAUACACGUCCCUCCUCCCCUUACAGCGCCCCCCUCAGAGCUGGAGCAGGACAACGGCAGACACAUCCGCCAGGACAGCGGAGACUCUGGAAUCUACUCCACAGAGGGAGGCUCCGCCCAGCAGGGUCGUAGUGGUGGGGAGCCAAUCAGGAGAGACCAGGAAGUGGACUCCUGGCAGACACUAGAGCAGGUCAAGAUGGAGGAGAUGGGGAGAGAGUCGGCUGACGAAAGAGAUCUGGACGAGGGGAUUGUGGAUGUUUGCGUCUGAGGAGAAAUGGAGAGAGGAGAGCUAAGUGGAAAGCAUCAAUGAUGGUUGGCGAUUUGUAAUGAAGAAAUGAGAAUGGUUGCACAGAAUGUUCUCAAGUCUCCAUCUUGCUGCUUUUCCUCAAAGGACACUGAAGACGAUGACGUCUCUGAGCCAAAGACGCAUCGUCACCUGUCCUGCCUACAUUACAGGAAACAUCUACUCCAAAACUAUCUUAUGAUAUUGUUUCAUUAAGUGCACUGUUGAUACAGUCCCAAAAUGUUUUGCAUGUGAACAGAUACGUUUUCAAAAUAUUGGGACUUUCAAGAAGCAAAGUGUCACAUGAUGUAAAAUGCAUCAUUGUGUGCCAAGUGACACUUUGCUUCUUGAAAGUCCCAAUAUUUUGAAAACGUGUCUGUUGACAUGCAAAACAUUUUGGGACUGUAUCAUCAGUGGACUUAAUGAAUCCCAUGUUGCUGUGUGUUUUUUUCAAGGGCAUAGAAACAAGCUUUAGAAUGUCAGAUUUCUUAUGGGGGGGGGGGGGCGCAUUUGACUUCAAGAUGUCUAAAAGACCCCAGUCCAUCUUGCUUUUCUAUGGCCGGUGUAAUGACUGACAUGUUUUAGUGUAGUUUGGAACACGUUUAUCUCAUCUCAAGACUCGGCUGGUCACAGCCAGGGGCGUACUUUCUGUUCCCAGUGAAUUCUGAGACCGUCGCUCCAUUUUAUAGCGUCCUGUGAAGUGUGUGAAUCCAGGGGGAAACAGGGUAGCUCAUUGUGUUUUAAACAACAGGGUAUCAGUUUUAACCAUUUCAAUCCCCCCAAAAAUCUACCUAUUUUUCCUGUCAAGACAUUUUCUUGAAAAGGAAUGGUUCUGGUUAAUUAAUCUUCUAAACGAAUCCUGUCGUGUGUGUUUGUGUGUGUGCCUUGGAUAGAUAAGACAGUACAUUGGCAGCAGUGCAUUUCGUGUGUGGGCGUGUGUUGUCAGUGUAAGUACUGAAUGUCUGAGAGUCCUGUGUGUGUGCGUGCUUAGUAUAGAUGAUAGACAGUACAUUGGCAGUAGUGUAUUUGGUGUGUGUGUUGUCAGUGUAAGUACUGAAUGUCUGAGAGUCCUGUGUGUGUGCGUGCUUAGUAUAGAUGAUAGACAGUACAUUGGCAGUAGUGUAUUUGAUGUGUGUGUUGUCAGUGUAAGUACUGAAUGUCCUGUGUGUACAUAGUCACAUCCUGCCACGUCGGAGUGCCUGUUGUUUUUACAUUUUUUAUUGUGUUACUUUUAGAAACAUUUUAAUUAGUUUUGUCCUUUUAUGAUUCUUAUAGAAUCUGACAUCAGGAAGUGUCAUGUUUUCUCUCUGAUACCUUAUUAUUUGACUUCAUCUUUGUUUUGAAAGGUGCUUUGGUCCAACUGUUACUGGUUGGACCCCUGAGUCUUAAACAAGAACUGAAUCCCUGAAGGUUUAUGUUCAUUGUCUCUUCCUCUUUCUGAUGAUUUGUUCGCUGAGGUGGAACAACUUCCACCUAGAGCAGGGCUGUCCAAUCCUCUUCCUGGAGAUCUACUGUCCUGUAGGCCAGGGCUGUCUAAUCCUCUUCCUGGAGAUCUACUGUCCUGUAGGCCAGGGCUGUCCAAUCCUCUUCCUGGAGAUCUACUGUCCUGUAGGCCAGGGCUGUCCAAUCCUCUAACCUCUAAACCUACAGGACAGUAGAUCUCCAGGAAGAGGGUUGGACUGAAAACCUACAGGACGGUAGAUCUCCAGGAAGAGGAUUGGACAGCCCUGGCCUAGAGGACGGUAGAUCUCCAGGAAGAGGAUUGGACAGCCCUGCUCUAGAGGACGGUAGAUCUCCAGGAAGAGGAUUGGACAGCCCUGGCCUACAGGACAGUAGAUCUCCAGGAAGAGGAUUGGACAGCCCUGCUCUAGAGGACGGUAGAUCUCCAGGAAGAGGAUUGGACAGCCCUGGCCUACAGGACAGUAGAUCUCCAGGAAGAGGAUUGGACAGCCCUGCUCUAGAGGACGGUAGAUCUCCAGGAAGAGGAUUGGACAGCCCUGGCCUACAGGACAGUAGAUCUCCAGGAAGAGAAUUGGACAGUAGAUCUCCAGGAAGAGAAUUGGACAGCCCUGCUCUAGGUGGAAGUUGUUCCACCUCAGCGAACAAAUCAGAAAGAGGAAGAGAGACAUCAAUAAACAGCCCUGGCCUAGAGGUUUUUCCACCACAUUUUGUCAAAGUUAAACAAGGAAAUAAUCAGCAUAACAUUUGGAUAAGAAGUGACAUGAAACCAAAUGCAUUAACAAAUCACCACACCAUACCUUGCAUCUGUCAAAGCCUCAUAACCACAGCCAAUACAAAUGUUUAUCGUCUACGCUUUAUACCAAGCUGACGUCUGACGCAGAGUGAUAUUUACCUAAUGUGAGUUAAGUAGUGAAUAGUGUUCACAAAAUAUUAUUGCAUUUUAUAUCGUUGGGCAUGCUGUAAACUAUUGCUUCCAAAUGGAGUUGCAUUCAUAUUAAAGAAAGUAUCUCUCAUCUCAUACCCUUUGCCCCAGGCCUUUUAUUGUAUACUGACACUGUACUGAUUUUUCUGUGUAGUCUGUGAUUAAUAAAUUAACACUGGGGCGGGAA